Messenger RNA from Heteronotia binoei (common prickly gecko), 2112 nucleotides. It is a transcript of the gene C20H16orf96, whose product is annotated as chromosome 20 C16orf96 homolog. The coding region runs from base 1 to 2112 and encodes 703 amino acids. The transcript has 16 exons. Lineage: Eukaryota; Metazoa; Chordata; Lepidosauria; Squamata; Gekkonidae. The record is from RefSeq and is a predicted model, not a curated record.
AUGAGCCAGACGGUCACCUUUGCCGAGCUGGUCAACCUGGCCAUCGGCACCCCAGAACUGGGCAACGUGAACUUCAAUGCUCUCCACUUCCUGCUCCACAGCAUGCUGCAGUACUUCAAGCUGCAAGAUGUGCCCAAAGAAAUCUCUGAGGAUGAGCUGGACUUUAUCAAGCCGUCCUUCAAAAGCGUCGGCUCCGGAGCGCCAUCCGAACCGGAGACCCCGGUGAGGAAAUCCAGCUCCAUCUUCCACCAGUUGCAUGAGAGGGUCCUCGCCUUGGAGAAGCAGCUCCUCUUCCUGAAUGACACCCCCACCACGGCCGAACUGCUGGCCCGCACCCAGGUGGGCAUCCCAGCCCAGCCCACCCAGGACAUGUGGCAGCUCAUGCAGCUGAAGAAGAAGAUGGAGGUGAACGAGGAAGGGAUGUGCAAGGCCAUGAACACCCUGCAGGAUUUGCUAAAGAACAUCUGCGAGCUGCAAAUCACCACAGAGACCUUCAAGGAGGAGCUGGGGCAAAUGAAGAGUGACUUCCAGAGGCUGAGCAUCCACAAGAUGCAUGAACAACUGAAGCAGCUGGGCAGCCAGGCUAAGGUGAUGGAGGAGAUCCAGCAGCAAAUGCUUCAGGGCCACAUAAAGGCAGUAUCGAUGCCCGACCUCUCCGACAUGGUGAGAUGGAGCUCUCUCUGCGACCUGCUCCUGGGGAAGAGUUUCCCGGAGACGGAGCAAGAGGCCAGGGACCGGCUGUCCCGGGAGAGGCUGGUUUCCUUGGGGGAGCUGCCAGGGAGGCACAAGGAGCUGGUGGCCCAGAUUGCUCAGCUGGAAGGGCAGCUGAAGCAGCAGACGGAGCAGCUGGAACGUUAUGAAACCUCAGCUGAGGAGAGGAUGGAACUGACAUCCCUCCUGGACCGUGUGAAUACUCUGGAGACUCGAGAUCACCAGGUGAUGAGGGAAUCGCAGGGCUGGGCCAGGGGCCGGGCGCUCAGCAGCUGUGCUUGCUUCCUGCAGAGAAAGGAGUCUCUGAAAGGCAUCCUGGACCAGAUGCCAACGCUGACAAAGCAGUACGAGAAGCUGGAGGGUGCCGUGGGCAAGCUGAAGAGGAACUCCAUUGACUUCCAGAACAUACAAAAUAUGUUGGAGCAACUGGACAUCACGAAAGCCGACAAAGCCUUGAUCCAGGAGGAGAUGCAGGUGAAAGCUGACAAGAGUGCGCUGGAGGCCAAGGUGAACCAAGUGGAGCUGAGUUCGGCCACCACCCAGCUGAACGAGAUGAUGCAGGACCUGCUCCAAAGGAUGUCCCUCCAGGACAAGGACUGGCAAAAGGCUCUGGAGAAGCUCUUCACUGACAUGGACCACAAGCUGGACCGCAUGGCCUUGGACCCCCUCAGCCAGCAGCUGGAGGAAGUGUGGCAGUUCAUCAAGAAGUACCUGAGCGAGGGUCCCCGCUUUGACGCAGACAGUGCCGCCGGCUUCAAGAGGCAGCUGCUUGAGAGAGUGAAGUGCCUCUCCUGCGACCGGCCCGUGACCCUGAUGACCGGCCCGCACCUGGUCACCAUUCGGAAGGCCCCGCUGAGGCUGAGGCCGGCCAGUGCCAACGGCUACGAGUACCUGGCACAGAAGCAGAAGAGGGGCUCAGAGACAAACGAAGUUCCCAGCAGCCAGCCUCCCCAGACGUGUUGGCAGUGCCAGGCUCACCACCAGACCUGCACCAUCAAGCGCAUGUCCAGGUCCCGGGACUUUGCGACCCUCUACCCCUACGGAGACCCCACCGUGCUCACCUACGACAACGCUGAGGUGGAUAUUCUGGGCAUCAACGGCGUUCUCUACAAGGGCCGGGUGAACGCGCAGACCGUAGAGCGGACUAUUGCUGUGCAGAAGGAUUUCAUAGGUGUGAAGCCCUCCCGGUCCCCUUCCGGACUCCGGAUGGAGAGGGCCCGCUCGGCCGUAGCAGAUUUCACUUACGUGUCCCCCUUUGCCUCUUCCGCCGUCCGGAGGAGCAGAUCAGCCACAGGAAGCCAACGCCUGCCACCACCGGAGAGCCUGGACAAACUGGUCCUGGGAAACUGCAGCUUCAGCCAGCACAGCCUGCAGAAAGGAGGCGGGGUCACAGGCCUAUGA